This is a messenger RNA of Haemonchus placei, 954 nucleotides long. Lineage: Eukaryota; Metazoa; Nematoda; Chromadorea; Rhabditida; Trichostrongylidae. The record is from the annotation of a GenBank genome assembly.
AUGCUUAGCAUAAGUUGGAUAAGCCAUGAGCUUGGUUCCUAUCAAAGUUUGAUGAAAGAUAUCGUAUUCUCGCUAUUCUCCCCUUCCACCUCGACAGCAUUCUCCACGACUACUGCCUAUGAAAAUUGGGACGAUAUUUUGUACAAAUCGAAGCGAAUCUCAAAAUUGUCGAUCAAGAAAAAUGAGGAUGUCAAGGAUUUCACAGUGCUGGAUGUAAUUGAAAGAGCAGACUAUCCCCUCGUCGACGUUGAGCUUCUGCUUAGACUUAAUCAGCCUACAACAUCUGAAGAGGACGCCUCAACUACCUCUGAUAUUACUCCCACUCCUGUGCUAGCAAGACAGUUUUUCAGGAAUCAAGUUUACAGGAGGCUAACCUCAUUCAUGUCGAUUUGUGGACAUUCCCUGAUUCGUUUCCGUCUGGAAACCGAUCCAUCCAAUUCAAUCGAAUAUCUACGAAAGGGAUCGAAUGUGCAUCUGAUCUAUGCCCAUGACAAUGAUUCACUACUUCAACAACAGCUAAUCAUACCAAUUUUCUAUGCAAUCAAUGCAGGUGGCGCACCUCCUUCGACUGUAACUCUGCGUAUUGGAUGGCGUGAAAAGCCCGUGAUUGCACUUCAAACAGCAUUCCAUGUAGCUUUACCGAGAAACCAUCGUUCUCAACUUCAAGUACUGAAAUUAGACUUCGGCUUCAAUGUUUCCACGCUUUCUCACGAAGAAAUACAACAUAUUCUGUCGCAAUACGCUCCUUAUCUCUAUGAUACCCGACGAUUGCAGCAUCUUGUACUUGACCUGAGUUAUAGCACGUUACACGCAUCGGAAUUGGAAACGCUCUACUCGAUCAUAUCUAAUGAAUUACCUGGUACUCAUCGGAUUUCGGUUUAUACUUCUGAAUCACUGUUGAAGGCGGACUACGUCGCAAAGCAAAAACACACGAAUCGAGUUGCGUGCUCAUAG